AUGAUUCUCGUUGCAUAUAUCAAAACAUUAUCAUUUUUUAAUCCUUAUACUAAUCGAUUUCUCCUUGAAGGACAUGUCAUUGAAAUUGCUUUAACCAUUUUACUUAUAAACAAUAGAUCCCUUAAUUAUAAUAAAAACAAUUGGACAUCAAUGAUAUUGAUCAUGUUCAUAACUGAAGUCUUUACCAAUAAAUACACAAAUUCGAACAUUAAUAACAGCCGCUAA
Messenger RNA from Gryllus bimaculatus (two-spotted cricket), 225 nucleotides. The record is from the annotation of a GenBank genome assembly. Lineage: Eukaryota; Metazoa; Arthropoda; Insecta; Orthoptera; Gryllidae.